Messenger RNA from Fusarium vanettenii 77-13-4, 351 nucleotides. RefSeq lists its product as uncharacterized. The coding region runs from base 1 to 351 and encodes 116 amino acids. The record is from RefSeq and is a predicted model, not a curated record. NCBI's taxonomy places the organism in Eukaryota, Fungi, Ascomycota, Sordariomycetes, Hypocreales, Nectriaceae. The transcript has 2 exons.
AUGUCUCCCAACGCAACACAGGAUGAUGCCUUCGAGCUUUUCGAUCUGCGCGUCGAGGUCGUUUGUCCUCCUGGCAAGAAAGUCUUGUGUGGUGCAAAAGAAGGCGAUCACUUCACCUUAAAGGGCGAGAUGCUUCACCUGCCGCCCAACCAAGGAAUCAGCAUUUACAGUCUUGCAUCUGUGCUGUCUCUUUUGCCUGCGAAGCAGAGACCGACUUCUCAGAACGACUGGAUGACUACCGACGCACUCAUUGCGUGUCCCGAUCCGAACUGCCCCUCACAGCUGAGAAUCGUGAGAGAAGGAAUCAGGACCUUCAGCCACGCCGAGACAACAGUAGUGCCGCUUGGGUAA